This is a messenger RNA of Mytilus trossulus (common blue mussel), 2635 nucleotides long. Its product is annotated as zinc finger protein 229-like. Gene Ontology annotation, molecular function: RNA polymerase II cis-regulatory region sequence-specific DNA binding; DNA-binding transcription factor activity. Gene Ontology annotation, biological process: regulation of transcription by RNA polymerase II. The record is from RefSeq and is a predicted model, not a curated record. The coding region runs from base 1108 to 2409 and encodes 433 amino acids. The transcript is spliced from 2 exons. NCBI's taxonomy places the organism in Eukaryota, Metazoa, Mollusca, Bivalvia, Mytilida, Mytilidae.
GUUAUAUCCCUUUGGUAUUGCUGUGAUUUAACGCGACUUUUUUGUGCCAAUUUAAGAAAAGUUAAACUUGUAGACUCUGGAAAUAAAGUGGCCAAGAGUGUACAGAAACCAAAUAUUGUCGAACAACAAUAUACAGAUAUAUUUCUCUAAUUACAGCCUUUUUUCAAACUACCUUUCUCAACCUACAGUUCAGUUUAUCAUGUUUAUAUCAACUUCAGACUGGGAGCAAUCAACUUCAGGAUUGUGAUAUUUGUGCUAAAAAUAGAUAUAAAAAGGAAAAUAUAAGACACAUGAUGCUGAGUUAGAGGAGAAUAUUAGAACACAUACUGAAUAGUUGAAUAACACAUGAUGCCGAGUUAGAGGAGAAUAUUAGAACACAUACUGCAUAGUUGAAUAACACAUGAUGCCGAGUUAGAGGAGAAUAUUAGAACACAUACUGAAUAGUUGAAGAACACAUGAUGCUGAGUUAGAGGAGAAUAUUAGAACACAUACUGCAUAGUUGAAUAACACAUGAUGCCGAGUUAGAGGAGAAUAUUAGAACACAUACUGAAUAGUUGAAGAACACAUGAUGCUGAGUUAGAGGAGAAUAUUAGAACACAUACUGCAUAGUUGAAGAACACAUAAUGCUGAGUUAGAGGAGAAUAUUAGAACACAUACUGCAUAGUUUAGGAACACAUGAUGCUGAGUUAGAGGACAAUAUUAGAACACAUACUGCAUAGUUUAGGAACACAUGAUGCUGAGUUAGAGGAGAAUAUUAGAACACAUACUGCAUAGCUUAAGAACACAUGAUGCCGAGUUAGAGGAGAAUAUUAGAACACAUACUGCAUAGUUGAAUAACACAUGAUGCCGAGUUAGAGGAGAAUAUUAGAACACAUACUGAAUAGUUGAAGAACACAUGAUGCUGAGUUAGAGGAGAAUAUUAGAACACAUACUGCAUAGUUGAAGAACACAUAAUGCUGAGUUAGAGGAGAAUAUUAGAACACAUACUGCAUAGUUUAGGAACACAUGAUGCUGAGUUAGAGGAGAAUAUUAGAACACAUAGUUAAAGAACACAUACUGCAAAGGUGCAGGAACAUUUUCUUUUAUUGGUAAACUGAAGUCAGAGACAUGACAACACAUACUAGUUAUGCUAGUUACAAACUGUAUAAAUGUGAUGUAUGUGGGAAAGGGUUUAGUCACAGUUCAAGCUUGCGGAGACACAUGAGAGUACAUACUGGAGAUAAACUGUGUAGAUGUGAUUUAUGUGGUAAAGGUUUUGGUCAAAGUUCAACUUUGGAAAUACACAUGCGAGUACAUACUGGUGAUCAACCUUAUAACUGUAAUACAUGUGGUAAAGGAUUUGUUGAUAGUUCAAGCUUCAAAACACACAUGAGAAUACACACUGCUGAUAAACCUUAUCAAUGUGAUUUGUGUGGUAAAGUGUUUAGGUAUAUGUCAAGCUUACAGAAUCAUAACAGAACACACACUGAUGAUAAACCUUUUAACUGUGACGUAUGUGGUCGAGUGUUUAGGUAUAGUACAAGUUUAAAGAAUCAUAGCAGAACACACACUAGUGAUAAACCUUUUAAAUGCAAUAUAUGUGGUAAAGGGUUUGGUGGUAGUUCAAAUUUGAAAAGACAUAUGACAAUACACACUGGUGAUAAACCUUAUAAAUGUGAUUUAUGUUGUAAAGGAUUUAGGUUUAGUUCAAAUUUACAGAUUCAUAUGCGAACACACACUUGUGACCAACGUUAUAAAUGUGAUUUGUGUGGUCAAAGGUUUAUGAGUAAUUCAAAUUUACAGAUUCACACACGAACACACACUGGUGAUAAACCUUAUAAAUGUGGUGAAUGUUACAAAGACUUUAAACAGAGCCAAAAUUUACAAAAGCACAUGAGAAUACAUACUCGUGAUAAAUCUUAUAAGUGUGUUAAAUGUGGGACAGGAUUUAGUCGGACUGGUGAAUUACAAAGACACAUGAGAAUACACAUUGGUUAUAAACCUUAUAAAUGUCUAUUGUGUGAUAAAAGCUUUAGUGAUCCUUCAAAUUUAUAUAGGCACAGGAGAACACACACGGGAGAUAAACCUUAUAAAUGUGUUCAAUGUGAUAAAGGGUUUAGUCAUAAUUGGAACUUACAGACGCACAUGAGAACACAUACUGGUGAUAAACCUUAUAAAUGUGAUGUAUGUGGUAAAGGGUUUAGUCAGAAAACUGGCUUAGAGAGACAUAAUAGAAUACAUACUGGUGAUAAACCAUAUAAAUGUGAUAUAUGUGGUAAAGGGUUUAGUCUUAAUGGUAACUUACAGACGCACAUGAGAACACAUACUGGUGAUACACCAUAUACAUGUGAUAUAUGUGGUAAAGGGUCUAGUGUUAAUUGUAACUUACAGAAGCACAUGAGAACACAUAAAGGUGUUAAACCUUGUUAAUGCGAUGCAUGUGGUAAAUUUGCGAAACUCAUUGCUUAGAGAGACACAUGAAGAGACACGCGGGAAAUAAACCUUAUAAAUGAUUAUGUCAUGUGUGUGAUAAAUGUUAUGUGUGUGAUAAAUGUUAUAAUGUGAGAACGUAGAGAGACAAAGGAGAAUACACACUGAUUUUAGGGAGCUACCAUUUGAUUUUUAUGGGGGGCUAGGAUGAAAUUUGAAAAAAUAG